Molecule: messenger RNA, 423 nt
Organism: Adineta ricciae
Lineage: Eukaryota; Metazoa; Rotifera; Eurotatoria; Adinetida; Adinetidae
Source: the annotation of a GenBank genome assembly
AUGCAUUGUCUUUCGUCCUGUAUUUUCCUACUUUUCAUUCUAACCGCAAUUGUUGACGCUCGUGUUCCAAUACCAUCGAAUUCUUUGUCCAAAGAUCAUGAUUUACAACACCACAGCGCUGAACCGGCUUGGAAAGCUGAAGAAGAUGAUGUUUAUGAUGAUGCUGAUGAUGAUGACGACGAUGUUACUGAGUCACGCGAGAAUCUUUGUGAACAAGGAAUGAAUAUGAUUGUCCAGCAUCAUGAUUUAUCCAAAUUAGAUCCAACACUUUUUCUUGCAUAUUGUCCACAGUAUGAUCAACGAUUGGCAUCGGUGAUGAAGAAGUACAAUUCAAAUAAUAUGGACAACAAACGGCAAAUAUUACGUCGACGAGAAUUGAAAAAGCGAUUAGCACUUCGAUUUCUUCGUAAACGAAUGUCUUAA